Myxocyprinus asiaticus (Chinese sucker) is the source of this 2316-nucleotide messenger RNA. RefSeq names its product lymphoid enhancer-binding factor 1 (gene lef1). The transcript is spliced from 12 exons. The coding region runs from base 377 to 1597 and encodes 406 amino acids. Gene Ontology annotation, cellular component: beta-catenin-TCF complex. Gene Ontology annotation, biological process: regulation of transcription by RNA polymerase II; canonical Wnt signaling pathway. NCBI's taxonomy places the organism in Eukaryota, Metazoa, Chordata, Actinopteri, Cypriniformes, Catostomidae. Gene Ontology annotation, molecular function: DNA-binding transcription factor activity, RNA polymerase II-specific; RNA polymerase II cis-regulatory region sequence-specific DNA binding. The record is from RefSeq and is a predicted model, not a curated record.
UGAAGAGGGACACCUUGUGUACCCAAGAAACCAAACAGGAAUGACACACCGCAUCUGAAAUCCGGCACUUUUUUUGGUUAUUUUUUUAUUAGGUUGUCUCGGGAACAGUCAAGCCUGCCUUUAUCUAAACUUUAUCUUCUGACUUUUUAAAGAACUCCAAAGGAGCCGUACUGUAACACCCCCUUUUAAAGAUCCAGCGUCUUUCGCAUUUGGAUACACAGAGUCAAAAGUGAGCGCGCUCUUGUUGGUCUUGACAAAACUCUCUCUCACACACAAGCGCGCGCGUGUUUGGAGUGCGCUCGGGGUUUUCUUCUCCACGCUUUUCGUGUUUCGGGCGUUUUUUAGGGUGAGGGGGACUUUCAUUCACCCGAAAAAAAUGCCACAGUUGUCGGGUGGUGGAGGAGGCGGCGGGGACCCGGAGCUCUGCGCCACCGACGAAAUGAUCCCGUUUAAAGACGAGGGAGACCCGCAGAAGGAGCAGAUCUUCGCAGAGAUCAGUCACUCCGAAGAGGAGGGAGACCUGGCGGAGAUCAAGUCAUCUCUGGUCAACGAGACAGAAACCAGUCCCAACAGCAACAGUCACGACGCAGCUAGACAGUCCCAAAUACCACCAGACUCUUACCAUGAGAAGCUUAGGGACCAUCCGGACGACGGCAAGCAUCAAGACAUGUACAGUAAAGGGCACCCAUACCCCAGUUACCCAGGAUACAUCAUGAUGACCAAUAUGAACAAUGAACCUUAUAUGAACAACGGCUCUCUCUCGCCUCCCAUUCCCAGAACGUCAAAUAAAGUUCCAGUGGUCCAGCCGUCUCAUGCGGUUCACCCACUCACACCUCUAAUCACAUACAGCGAUGAGCACUUUGCCCCGGGCCCACACUCGGGACACCAUCCCCAGGAUAUCAACCCCAAACAAGCAGGUAUGCCCAGGCAUCAUCCUGGACCUGACAUUCCCAAUUUCUACUCCCUCUCCCCUGGAGGAGUUGGACAGAUGACCCCUCCUUUGGGAUGGUUCUCCCAUCACAUGGUACCAGGCCCUCCUGGACCCCAUGCAACGGGAAUCCCUCAUCCCGCCAUCGUCAACCCGCAGGUGAAGCACGAGCCGCAACACGAGACAGACCUGAUGCACAUACCCAGCCCCCACUGUUAUUAUAUGGAAAAAGAGUGGCCAGAGUGUUCUUCGAAAAUCCACAUUUCCUGUUCCAUAGAAGAGAGUAAAUCAUAUGGGUUUGGAACAACAUUAGGGAAACCUCAUCAUGAGCAAAGAAAGGAGCAGGAACCCAAAAGACCUCACAUCAAGAAACCUCUUAACGCUUUCAUGCUUUAUAUGAAAGAGAUGCGUGCCAAUGUAGUGGCUGAAUGCACGCUGAAGGAGAGCGCCGCGAUCAAUCAGAUCCUGGGCCGGAGGUGGCAUGCUUUAUCUCGAGAAGAGCAAGCUAAGUAUUACGAAUUAGCCCGCAAGGAACGGCAGCUCCACAUGCAGCUCUACCCAGGAUGGUCUGCCAGAGACAAUUAUGGAAAGAAGAAGAAGCGGAAGAGGGAAAAGAUCCAGGAACCUGCCCCAGGUACAGGCCAGAGAAUGAAAACAGCGUACAUCUGAACAAUGGAGGAAAACGAACCACUUUUUCCUCUUGCAAAGCGAAGACAGCAGCUACAGGCCCCCUUUUAGAGAUGGAAGCCUGCUAGACUCCUCAACUUUUCACCCCUUCAUCACCUCUUGACCCCUGCAGAAUUUCCAGAGGGUCCCGGUCCCUGAAUCUGCUCCUUGGCCGCAGGCGCUGCUGUAGAGACGUUGAACUGAGAACUGACAAUCACCAACACAGGCCCGUGAAUAACUCGUUUGAACGCUCCUUUUCAUUUCUGUCCUUAUUUCACUCCCAAACGCCUAAGGCAUUGCACUGAUUACGUUCUUCGACCAUUUGUAAAACACACAUAUGGCAACAUGUAAACACAUAUGUCCCUGCACCUGUUCCUAAGUUAUUCUAAAUUAUUUGGCACCUCUGUGUUUUUGUGUUAACUAUGUCAAUCCCUCACUUCCUUUCAUGCCCCGUAAAAUGUACUAUCGCAGUGGCUUGACAAACCUCACGACACUCUGUCGCAACAAUUAGGGAUCAUGUUGCCCUGGAAAUCUAGGUUCUGUUUUCACACGUUGGUGCAAAAAAGGAUCAACAUUUCGAUUUAUCUCUUACAUCUUGGGUUCAAGUUUAUUUUGAAUGCUUUUUUAUUUCUUGGUGUAUAUUUUAAGUGAUUUUUGUAUUUUUUAUUAUUAUAAUUUUUUAAUAUAUAUAUAUAUAUAUAUAUAUAUAUAUAUAUAUAUAU